Vitis riparia (riverbank grape) is the source of this 5540-nucleotide messenger RNA. RefSeq names its product putative disease resistance protein RGA4. Bases 20 to 4354 code for a protein of 1444 amino acids. Lineage: Eukaryota; Viridiplantae; Streptophyta; Magnoliopsida; Vitales; Vitaceae. Gene Ontology annotation, biological process: defense response to other organism. Gene Ontology annotation, molecular function: ADP binding. The transcript is spliced from 4 exons. The record is from RefSeq and is a predicted model, not a curated record.
ACAUCAGGAGGAAGAAGCCAUGACAGUGGGAGAGGCUUUUCUCUCAGCUUUUCUUCAAGUUCUAUUUGACAGGUUGGCUUCUCGUGAGUUCGUGGAGCUGCUACGUGGCCGGAAACUGGAUGAGGUGCUGGAGAAGUUGAAGAUAACUCUGCUGAUCAUCACUGCUGUGCUGAAUGAUGCUGAGGAGAAGCAGUUCAGCAGCCCAGCUGUGGAGAAGUGGCUGCACAUGGCCAAAGAUGCUCUGUAUGAUGCAGAGGACGUAUUGGAUGAGCUGGCUACCGAUGCUUUGCAGUCUAAGCUGGAAGGUGAAUCUCAGAACGGAAAGAAUCCGGUACGCAAUAGGAGUUUCAUUCCCACCUCUGUUAAUCUGUUCAAGGAAGGAAUAGAAUCAAAGAUAAAGAAGAUAAUUGACAAGUUAGAAAGUAUUUCCAAACAAAAGGAUGUCCUCGGCUUGAAGGAUAAUGUUGCAGGGAGUUUAUCAGAAAUCAAACACCGAUUACCAACAACUUCACUGGUGGAAAAAUCUUGUGUCUAUGGCAGGGAUGACGAUGAGAAGCUGAUAAUUGAAGGGCUACUAAGAGAUGAACCCAGCAACGCUAAAGUUGGGGUAGUUCCCAUAGUUGGUAUGGGCGGGAUAGGGAAGACAAUCCUGGCUCAACUUUUGUACAACAAUGGCAGAGUGGAGGAGCAUUUUGCUUUAAGAAUCUGGGUUUGUGUUACUGAUCAGUUUGAUGUGAUGAGGAUAACAAAAACAUUGGUCGAGUCAAUCACUUCGAAAACUCCUGAGGUCAAUGACUUAAACUUGCUUCAAGUUAGCCUGAGAGAUAAAGUGGUUGGGCAUCGGUUUUUGCUUGUUUUGGAUGAUGUUUGGAGCAAGAGAAAUAAGGGCUGGGAUUUGCUCUUGAAUCCUUUAAGAGCAGGAGCACCAGGAAGUAAGAUUAUAGUAACAACACGCAAUGCAGAUGUUGCAUCAAGCAUAGGCACAGUUCCAGCUCAUCAUCUGAAAGGUCUAUCAUUUGAAGAUUGUUGGUCAUUGUUCAAGAGUCAAGCAUUUGAAGAUAGGAACAUUGAUGCUCACCCCAAUUUGGAAGUGAUUGGUAGGGAGAUAGUGAAAAAAUGUGAUGGUUUGCCACUGGCAGCAAAGCGGUUGGGGGUCCUUUUGCGCACGAGAGUAGAAGAACAUGAAUGGAGGGAUAUUUUGAAUAAAAAGAUAUGGGAUUUACCAGAUGAUGAAAGGGAAAUCCUUCAGACUCUAAGAUUGAGCUAUGAUCAUCUUCCUGCACAUUUGAAGCAGUGCUUUGCCUACUGCGCGAUAUUCCCAAAAGACUACGAAUUCAAGAAGGACUCGCUAGUUCUAUUAUGGAUAGCAGAAGGUUUUGUGCAACAACCAAAAGGGAAUAAAAGAUUGGAAGAGGCAGGGGGUGAAUAUUUUCAGGAUCUAGUAUCAAGGUCAUUCUUUCAGCAAUCCUCUAAUGAUAAAUCAUGUUUUGUAAUGCAUGACCUCAUGAAAGACUUAGCUCAAUUUGUUUCACGAGAUAUAUGUUUCAGAUUGGAGGAUAUGCUGAAAGAUGGAAAUCCAUGUAAAGUCUUUGAAAAGGCCCGCCAUUCCUCUUACAUUCGUGGAAAACGCGAUGUUCUCACUAAAUUUGAGGCCUUCAAUGGACUCGAGUGCUUACGGUCCUUCCUACCACUGGAUCCAAUGGGCAAAACUGGAGUCAGCUAUUUGGCCAAUAAGGUUCCUAGCGAUCUCUUGCCAAAGUUGAGAUGUUUACGGGUUCUAUCUUUCAAUGGUUAUCGCAUCACUGAAUUGCCGGAUUCAAUUGGCAACUUGAGACAUUUAAGGUACUUGGACCUUUCUCACACUGCAAUUAAGUACUUGCCUGAAUCAGCAAGUACUCUCUACAAUUUACAAGCAUUAAUCUUGUUACAGUGUCACUCUCUCAGUAUGUUACCUACAAACAUGGGUAACCUAACAAACCUACGGCAUCUAUGCAUUAGUGAAACCAGAUUAAAAAUGAUGCCACUGCAAAUGCAUAGAUUGACAAGUCUACAAACUCUCUCUCAUUUUGUGGUGGGCAAAAAUGGUGGGUCGGGAAUAGGAGACCUGAGGAACAUGUCGCAUCUUCAGGGAAAGCUUCUCAUGACAGGGCUGCAGAAUGUGGCUAGUUUUUGGGAUGCAGCAGAGGCUAAAUUAAAGGACAAAAAUGAAAUUGAUGAGCUGGUGUUCCAAUGGAGUAACAAUUUUGAUGAUCUAACAAAUGAUAGGGUUGAAGAGGAAGUAUUUGACAAGAUCAAUGUUAGAGGCCAUAGGGUGACCAGAUUUCCAAGUUUUAGGGAAGUCAUGCAGGCAUAUGAGCAGGAACAUGAUGAAACACCAUCAGAACAGAGUGGUAAUUUAGAUGAUUCCAGACAUGGAAGAGUUGACACUGACGUACUUGAGAUGCUGCAACCUCAUAACAACAUAAAACAACUUGUGAUCAAAGACUACAGAGGAACAAGAUUUCCAGGCUGGAUAGGAAAUGCUUCCUACUCCAAUAUAAUACGUUUAAAACUCAGCAACUGUAAAAAGUGUAAGUGUUUACCAUCACUUGGGCAGCUACCGUCACUCAAAUACCUGACUAUCAAAGGAAUGGAAGGAAUCAAGAUGGUGGGCACCGAGUUCUACAAGGAUGGAUGUUCUUCUGUUGUGCCAUUUCCAUCAUUGGAGACUUUGAAGUUUGAGAACAUGUUGGAGUGGGAGGUAUGGUCUUCCUCUGGACUUGAAGACCAGGAAGACUUCCAUCACCUGCAAAAGAUUGAAAUCAAGGAUUGUCCCAAGCUUAAAAAAUUCUCACAUCAUUUCCCUUCCUUGGAAAAAAUGAGCAUUUUGCAGUGUCAACAGUUGGAAACACUUUUAACAGUUCCAACACUUGAUGAUAGCACAGAACAAGGUGGAUACUUCCCUUGCCUCCUAGAGCUUUCUAUAAGAGCAUGUCCCAAUCUGAGGGAAUUACCCAACCUCUUUCCGUCCUUAGCGAUACUUGAUAUAGAUGGAUGCCUAGAAUUGGCAGCACUUCCAAGGCUUCCUUUGAUCCGUGAACUAGAAUUAAUGAAAUGUGAUGAAGGGGUGUUACAAAGUGUAGCGAAAUUCACAUCGCUUACCUAUUUGCAUCUGAGUCAUAUUUCUGAGAUCGAGUUUCUACCUGAAGGGUUCUUCCACCACUUGACAGCACUCGAAGAAUUGCAGAUUUCUCAUUUCUGCAGGUUCACAACCCUGUCCAAUGAGAUUGGAUUGCAAAACCUUCCUUACCUAAAACGUUUGAAAAUUUCAGGCUGUCCAUGUUUAGAGGAGUUGCCACAAAACUUGCACAGUCUUGUAUCUCUGAUAGAGUUGAAGGUCUGGAAGUGCCCCCGUCUUGUAUCCUUCCCAGAGUCAGGCUUUCCUUCUAUGCUUAGAAUUCUUGAGAUUAAGGAUUGUGAGCCUCUGGAGAGCCUACCUGAGUGGAUAAUGCAUAACAACGAUGGCAACAACAAGAACACCAUGUCUCAUCUCCUUGAAUACUUUGUGAUUGAAGGCUGUUCUACCCUUAAAUGCUUACCAAGAGGCAAGCUUCCCAGCACACUCAAAAAACUUGAAAUCCAGAACUGUAUGAAUCUGGAUUCCCUUCCUGAGGACAUGACUUCUGUUCAAUUUUUGAAGAUUUCAGCCUGUUCAAUUGUGUCCUUUCCAAAAGGUGGAUUACAUACAGUUCCAUCCUCCAAUUUCAUGAAGCUUAAGCAACUGAUUAUCAACAAGUGUAUGAAGCUUGAAUCCCUACCUGAAGGUCUACAUAACCUCAUGUAUCUUGAGCACUUGGAAAUAGCAGAAUGCCCGCUACUGUUCUCUUUCCCAGGACCUGGGUUGCCCACAACCAAGCUACGGACACUUAAAAUCUCCAAUUGCAUCAAUUUCAAGUCCCUACCAAAUCGGAUUUACAACCUCACAUCUCUUCAAGAGCUAUGCAUAGAUGGGUGCUCUAGUCUUGUAUCACUUCCAGAGGGGGGAUUACCCAACAGUCUAAUAUUACUUUCUAUCUUAGAUUGCAAGAAUCUCAAGCCCUCCUAUGACUGGGGACUGCACAGGCUCACAUCUCUCAACCACUUCUCCUUUGGAGGAUGUCCAGAUUUAAUGUCACUUCCAGAGGAGUGGCUGCUGCCUACCACCAUAUCCUCUGUUCACCUUCAAUGGCUGCCAAGACUGAAGUCCCUACCCAGGGGCCUGCAGAAACUUAAAUCUUCAGAAAAACUAGAGAUAUGGGAAUGUGGCAACCUCUUAACCUUGCCGGAGGAGGGACAAUCCAAGAUGCAGUGGAAUCUUCAAUUUUGGGAUGUCUAGCAUACAAUUAGCAAGGCAAGAAUUUCAUCUUGUGCCCAAAUCAAUAAUUUUCUCAGAGACACUCUUUCUUGCAGUGCCAACAACUCCCAUUGUUUCCAAAAGAGUGGCUGCCAGCUGUGCUUUCUCAUCUUUGCAACCAUCCAUUAAUCUGCAUAAUCCACACACGAAGGCUGGUUGGAGAGGAGCAAGCUUUCUGUCUGCAGUUCCUCCAAGGAGAUUGGGGUGUCAAUUUGCUAUCCAGCAAGCAGUGGGCUGCCUUAUUCAUCUGGAGGCCUUUUGGUGGAUGGUCAGUGAGUUCCUUCUACUUGGAUUCAGGUGUGGUGGAGGCAGCAAGUCGCUGACACCCCAAAGAAGAGGAGGACGAGGGGGAGUUGAUACAAAGACCAGGAACUUAGGAAGCUGGCAUAUUCAGUGAACUAUGAAGGGAAGGGUAGGGGUAACAAGGUGGAUGUUCGUGUGGCUGGUUGGUCUCAAGCUCCUUUUGAAGAAAGUAGCUCAGAAUUGUUUCCUAGAACAUUUGACAGUUGAAUGAUGCAGAUGAAAGGAAAGUAGUGGACUCCAUUUUGAGAUCUCAUAGAGCUGAUCUGGUCUGUUUGCAAUAGAAUAUCCCUUUGGUCGGUGAUGCUUACACAUGAUGUGGAGGCUUAGAGAGAAUCAAUAUUCAGUGUUACCAAGAGGGGAAGUUAUUCUUUUCGAUUUGAAAAGAAUAUAGCUUAAAGUAGGUCAUUUCAGUGACCUGGUCAAAGCUUGGUAGGAUUAAGGGGCUCCCCUGGUUUCACCUUAGCAAGGAUGACUUUAAAACUUGGAACAAAGGGUUCUUGGCAACAUGUAAAUUGGGAAAUCAUGUGCUCUUGUGCAUGUUGGUUUCUUGAAUUUGACGGAAAAGUAGGGCUCUCUAUCUAAUGAAAAGCUGCUAGCUAAAGGCAUGCAAUCAGUUAGCAGUAUUGGGAGAGAUGUCAUGGAGGAUGAAGUCAGCUUCAUGGCUCCAAGAAAGGGACAGGAACACAGAAUUCUUCCAUAGAUUGUUUAAUGCCAUAGAAGCAGAAACAUCAUUAGUGGCUUAAAGAUAAAAAAGAUUUGGCUUUUGGUGCUCUUUGUAUACUUCAUCUAUACUGUAAUUGUACCCCACCUUUUUUGUUUGCCCAUCCAAAAAGUAUAUCAUGAAUCUAUUUAGGUUUCCAGCUCA